AUGGCGAUGGUAGGCAAUAUGAUGGCCAAUGAGGCCCUAGUCCGUGACCUCGAUUCUGGGGAUCAUCAUCGGCAGUCAGUCACUGUCGAGCGUGCGAAUGGCGAGACGGAAGAGAUCGAAACUCGCUUCUACCAAGACUCGCACGAUGUUCCUCUCAGCGAGAUCUUCUACUACGCUCGUCUACAAAGAGAGCGGGAAGAUGCCUACGUUCACACUGGCGAAGAGGAGGGCGCAUCUCCCUGGGUCAGGACAUUCAAGAAGCUCUCCAAUCGCAAAGUUGCCGAUGUCGCUCCAGAGGCAAUCGAUGAUCCUACCGGCAAGCAUGCACCUGCAGCAGCCAUGGUCGGAGAGAAUGAUGAGAAGCACGGCUCGUCUCUCACCGACGAAAAGGCAGCACACAUUAUCGUCGACGAUGAUUCUGCCAUGCACCGCAACGCGUCAGCCGCUCUCCGUACUGCUUCUUGGGGCAGCAUCUUCUACCUCAUCACGACUGACAUUCUCGGCCCGUACUCUGCCCCCUACCUCUUUGCCCAAGUCGGGUAUGGCUCAGGUGUCACUGUCUUCAUCUUCUUUGGUAUCUUUGCUGGUUACGGUGGCUUCCUCAUCUGGCACAUGUUCCUCGGUCUCGACUCGCUCCAAUAUCCCAUGCGCACUUUCGGCGAUCUCUGUGGUCGAGUACUGGGCCGUCCGGCGCGACACAUGUCAAACUUUUUGCAAGCUGCUCAGCUCAUCACCAAUGUCGCAAUCAUCACACUCGGCAACGGACAAGGUCUGUCUCAAGUAUCAAAAUUCAAGCUUUGCUUCGUCGUCUGCAACGUCCUCUGGAUGGCAUCCGGCAUGAUCCUCGGUCAGGUGCGCACGCUCAAGAAGUUCGGCUGGCUGGCCACGCUUGCCAUCUACAUGAAUUUGCUCGUCAUCAUCAUCACCAUGGGUGUCGUCUGUCAUCAAGUGCCCAACUAUGGCGCCAACGGCGAGAGCCAAUACCAGAACCCUGAUGGCUCAUGGAUGCCCGUUCAAACUUUCCUCGAAGUCUCUCAGCCUUUCGAAGGCAAACUCGUCGGUAUCCUUCAAGUCGUCUUCUCUUAUGGAGGAGCCAUGGUCUUCUGCGAGUUCAUGUCAGAGAUGCGAAGGCCAUUUGACUUCUGGAAGGCCAUGCUCUGGGGCCAGCUCUUCAUUUUUGUGGUCUACAUGACCUUCGGCCUAGUCGUCUACUCACAGCAGGGUCAAUACGUCGUCAAUCCGGCUAACCAGGGCAACAGCAUCUCUGGCUACGUCAUGCAGACCAUUACGAAUAUGAUCUCACUUACGGCUGGAAUCAUUGCUGCUGCACUUUAUGGCAACAUCGGCAUCAAGCUGCUCUACAACAACAUACUGGUGACAUUCUUCAAAGCUCCUGAACUUCACACAAAGGGCGGCAAAAUGCUCUGGAUCCCGGUCGUCAUCGCGUUCUGGGCUGGUGCAUUCGCCAUUGGAUCAGCCAUUCCUGCCUUCAGCGCUCUGUCGGGUAUUGUCGCUGCCUUUGCAAUUCUGCAAUUCAGUUACACAUUCCCUAUCGGACUUUCAGUCGUCUAUCAAAUCAAGCGCGAUGCGGUCAUGCUCCCUGGCGGCGAAGGCGAGUUCGAUCCGGCCAAUCCCAACCCUACCAAGGACACUUGGCGCCAAAUGUCUCGCUGGAAACGCGCUAUUGGACAUUGGUGGUAUAUCAAAGCGUUCAACUUCAUCAUCUUCCUUGCUUGUUUGGCGAUGACAGGUCUGUCGGCCUACUCUUCGAUCGAAGCCAUCAUCGAAGCAUUCUCAUCUGGCGCCAUUACGGCGUUCACAUGCUGUUCGCCCGUCAAUCCGGCUGGCUGUUAG
Messenger RNA from Mixia osmundae IAM 14324, 1854 nucleotides. RefSeq lists its product as uncharacterized. Gene Ontology annotation, molecular function: amino acid transmembrane transporter activity. Bases 1 to 1854 code for a protein of 617 amino acids. The record is from RefSeq and is a predicted model, not a curated record. Gene Ontology annotation, biological process: amino acid transmembrane transport. Gene Ontology annotation, cellular component: vacuolar membrane. Lineage: Eukaryota; Fungi; Basidiomycota; Mixiomycetes; Mixiales; Mixiaceae. The transcript has 9 exons.